CUCAUUUUCUCUUGUUACUCCUUUCCCUAGUUUUCUCUCUUCCUCUGCAAUCUAUUCCAACUGGCAAUGGAAAUUAAAACCAUCUCAACUUCUCUUCCAGUAGCUAGAUUUGUUGGAAUCCCAAUAUUUCACCGAAUUCUCAACUGGGUAUUUCAGAUGCCAUAUUCAAGUUUUCUAUAUCUUCUCCAACUCAAACAUGGCUUUGGAAUCUGUGAAAAAAAUCACUGUCCUAAUCAACUAGCAAGCAAGCAGUCCUUUUGGGAAGAUAAAGGAGAUAAAGAUGGGAAGCUAAGCAGAAAAGAUAUGGAGGUGGUGAUGGAGAAGUUGGGAAUUUUUUGUAACCCUAAUGAUGAGACAGUUCAAGAAAGAUUAGGAUGUGAGGAGUUUUCAGUUUUGUUUGAAGAUGAGGAGCCAAGCUUGGAGGAGGUGAAGGACGCAUUUGAUGUGUUUGAUCAGAACAGAGAUGGAUUCAUAGAUGCAAUGGAGUUACAGAGAGUUCUUUACUGUUUGGGUUUGUGCAGGGGAGGAUUCAAGAUGGAGGAAUGCAAGAGAAUGAUGGAAAACUUUGACACAAACAAAGAUGGAAGGAUAGAUUUCAACGAAUUUCUGAAACUUAUGGAGAACAGCUUCCAGUUAAUGCAAAGGCAUGGGUGAAUUUUGAGUUUAACGAAUUUCUGAAACUUAAUUGGAUUUAUUGCAAAAGCUCCUCUGUGGUGCUAUUUAUGGGCUCCCAAUCAAACACAAACUACAAAAGCAGAUCAUUGCUCUCUUUCUUUUAAAUUUUGGGCUGUCAUCCAAGUUGGCCCAUGGGCCAAUAGGAAUUCUGUUAAAAAAUAUUGAUAACAAG
Messenger RNA from Macadamia integrifolia, 847 nucleotides. RefSeq names its product probable calcium-binding protein CML45. The record is from RefSeq and is a predicted model, not a curated record. Gene Ontology annotation, molecular function: calcium ion binding. The transcript has a single exon. Lineage: Eukaryota; Viridiplantae; Streptophyta; Magnoliopsida; Proteales; Proteaceae. The coding region runs from base 67 to 654 and encodes 195 amino acids.